AUGAACGCACAGAAUGGAGGAGAUCGAGGGAAAGCGAACGCACAGAAUGAAGGAGAUCGAGGGAAAGCGAACGCACAGAAUGAAGGAGAUCGAGGGAAAGUGAAUGCACAGAAUGAAGGAGAUCGAGGGAAAAUGAAUGCACAGAAUGGAGGAGAAAGAGGGAAAAUGAAUGCACAGAAUGGAGGAGAAAGAGGGAAAAUGGACGCACAGAAUGGAGGAGAUCGAGGUAGAAUGAACACACAGAAUGGAGGAGAUCAAGGAAAAGCAAACGCACAGAAUGGAGGAGAAAGAGGGAAAAUGAAUGCACAGAAUGGAGGAGAAAGAGGGAAAAUGGACGCACAGAAUGGAGGAGAAAGAGGGAAAAUGAACGCACAGAAUGGAGGUGAUCGAGGGAAAUGA
Messenger RNA from Pelobates cultripes (western spadefoot toad), 399 nucleotides. Lineage: Eukaryota; Metazoa; Chordata; Amphibia; Anura; Pelobatidae. The record is from the annotation of a GenBank genome assembly.